AAACUCGGCGCAUAAAACGCUUUGCCCUGCGUUUUCGGCGUCCGAGUUCUUGAGAGAGAGAGAGAGAGAGAGAGAGUGAAGAGUGCGCUUCACUAGGCGUAGCGAAGUUGACCAGAGACACCCUAAAACUUCAGGUGCAAACUAUCUGUUGAUAGAUUACUGGAAAUAUGGUUGAAACUCUUUUUGAAGAUAUUUUCAAGGUUGAUGCAUUAGAUCCGGAUGGUAAAAAAUUUGAUAAAGUUUCUCGCGUUGAUGCACGGAGCGAGCAGUUUGACAUGCACUUACUGCUAGAUGUAAACACUGAGAUAUAUCCUAUUCAUGUUGGGGAGAAAUUUAUGAUGGUACUAGCAUCCACUCUAAACUUAGACGGAACACCUGACACUGGUUACUAUACUCAGGGUGGGCGGAAGACACUUGCAGACAAAUUCGAAUACGUCAUGCACGGGAAGUUAUAUAAAAUAUCUGAGGAUGGUCCAGGACCUAGAGUCAAAGCGGAAUUGUAUGUUUCAUUUAGUGGACUUCUGAUGAUGCUGAAGGGGGACCCCUCCAUUGCAACUAAGUUUGAGCUUGAUCAGAGGUUGUUUCUCCUAAUAAGGAAGGUGUGAGACUCUCUAUUAGGACUCAUGAAGUGACAACAGUUAAACAUGAAAUUCUUAUGUAUUUGCACAUGGAAGUACCAUAAAAACUCUUUUUUUUUUUUUUUUUUCUUCAGCUUCUACUUGAUGGGAAAACUUUGCCUGUGGCACAUUCUUCCCUUCUUAGGUUGUUUGUUAACUCUAUGACUGUAUCAAAGUGUAUAAACCCUGCAUGUACUACAAGAUAUUUUGUACA
Molecule: messenger RNA, 831 nt
Organism: Cornus florida
Lineage: Eukaryota; Viridiplantae; Streptophyta; Magnoliopsida; Cornales; Cornaceae
Product: DNA-directed RNA polymerases II and V subunit 8A-like
Exons: 5
Coding region: 168-605 (145 amino acids)
Biological process (GO): DNA-templated transcription
Cellular component (GO): RNA polymerase II, core complex; RNA polymerase I complex; RNA polymerase III complex
Molecular function (GO): DNA-directed RNA polymerase activity
Source: RefSeq, a predicted model, not a curated record